AAUCCCGGUAACCUCCAUCAUGGCGGCGAGGGGCCAUGUGCAGGACCCUAACGACAGGAGAUUGAGACCCAUUUACGAUUACCUGGACAAUGGCAAUAACAAGAUGGCGAUCCAGCAGGCGGAUAAGCUGCUGAAGAAGCACAGGGAUCUUCACUGCGCAAAGGUCCUCAAGGCCAUUGGUCUGCAGCGUACAGGCAAGCAGGAUGAAGCCUUUACUCUCGCCCAGGAAGUGGCCAGCCUGGAGCCCACCGACGACAACUCCCUCCAGGCCCUCACCAUUCUGUACAGAGAGAUGCACCGACCGGAGCUGGUGACCAAGCUAUAUGAAGCCGCCGUUCGGAAAGUUCCCGCCAGUGAAGAGUACCACUCCCACCUCUUCAUGGCGUACGCUCGUAUCGGGGAGUACAAGAAGAUGCAACAGGCUGGAAUGGCCCUUUAUAAGAUUGUUCCCAAAAAUCCUUAUUACUUUUGGUCUGUUAUGAGCUUAGUAAUGCAGGCCAUCUCAGCACAAGACGAGAAGCUGUCUCAGACCAUGUUCCUGCCCCUGGCUGAGCGCAUGGUGGAGAAGAUGGUGAAGGAGGAGAAGAUCGAGGCUGAAGCCGAGGUGCAGCUGUAUUUCAUGAUCUUGGAGCGACUGGGGAAAUAUGUAGAGGCAUUAGAGGUGGUGCGGGGGCAGCUCGGAGAGAAGCUGACGAGCGAGCUGCAGAGCCGGGAAAACAAGUGCAUGCUGCUUUACCGUCAGCUGAAGCGCUGGCCUGAGUGCAACGCCCUAUCAUACAAGCUACUCCUCAAAAACCCUGAUGACUGGCAGUUCUACUUAUCCUAUUUUGAUUCUUUAUUCCACCUCAUUGACCAGAGCUGGACACCACCAGAGGAAGGAGACCACUGUACGGAGGGCGAGGUCCACUGCUCUGUGUCUCAGGCCAUCAGCUUCGUGGAGGAGAGGGUGGCGGCGGAGGAAGUGAAGGAGUCGCGGCCGCUGAGAGGUCCGUACCUCGCUCGGCUGGAGCUCAUCCGCCGCCUCCGACAGAGGAGCUGCUCUGAGGAACAGCAGCUGGGGGAUCCUCUGGAGCUGAUGUUUCAAUACUUUGUGAAGUUUGGAGACAAGCCAUGUUGCAUCACGGACUUGAAGAUCUUUCUGGACCUCCUCUUACCCGACCAAUGUGUGCAGUUCAUUAACAGGCUGACUGAGGCGGUGCCCCUCGGGACGGCGGGCGAGGACGACGUGGGCGUACCGGGAGACACUUGCGCCCUGCAGAGACACCUCUGCGUGGCGCAGCUCGGCCGCGCCCUCGGACUGCAGCACGCGCUGGAUACCGACGGCAAGCUGGCGCUCAUCCGGGAGCUGAAGAUCCACUACCACCACGGCUUGCAGUUCGGAAAGUCUUGUCUAAAGACGGAGCUGCAGCACUCGGAUAUGUACUGCCUCAUGGCUGCUCAUGUCUACAUAGACUUGUGGAUGGAGACUGGUAAAGAGCACAUGAUGUGGCAGGGUUUAGGACUGCUGGAGGAAGGCCUGUCCCACAGCUCUUCCAACGCCCAGUUUAAGCUGCUCCUGCUGCUCUUAUUCUGCCGCCUGGGCGCCUUCGAGCCCGUGGUGGACCUCUACUCCAGCCUGGACGCCAAACACGUUCAACACGAUACCAUAGGAUUCUUACUGACUCGCUAUGCAGAGUCGUUGGGCCAGUUUGCUGCUGCUUCCCAGUCCUGUAACUUCUCUCUCAGGUUUUUUCACUCGAACCAGAAAGAUACCUCAGAAUACAUCAUUCAGGCUUAUAAGUACGGUGCGUUUGAGAAGAUCCCGGAGUUUAUUGCCUUUAGGAACCGCCUGAACAACUCGCUGCACUUCGCCCAGGUGCGAACUGAGAGGAUGUUACUGGACCUUUUUCUGGAAGCAGACAUAUCGUCCACCUUAGAGGAAAGUGUGAAGUCAAUGUCUAUUUGUCCUGAAGAAGACGACAUCCCAUGGGACAACAUAAGGGACAACCGUGACCUUACUGUCUUCGUCAGCUGGAAUCCAAAAGACCGGGAGCUGAAUGAGGAGCACAGACAGCGCUCUGUAGAGGAAGAGGUGUUGUGGCUGAAGAUUCGUUCUCUAACUCUGAGGCUGGUCGCCUGUCUCUGUGGUCUGUCUCAUCCGCCGUCGGUCCACAACUCUGAGAAAACGACAGAAAACGGCGUGGCGUCCAAAUCCACCAACUUCCAGCCUCUGCUGUCUCAGCUGGAGAGCACAAUCAGCCAGGCGGCACAGUUUACUGAAAAGCACUCACAGCAUCAGUACCCGUUCCUGGGCCCUCCCUCUACCCGCCUGGCCCAGGCUCUGGCCAGUGGCAGCUGUCAGUGCCAGCUCUCUGCCCUGCAGCUCCCCAUCCACCUCCAAGAGCUGGAGGCAUCUGGCCUGGAUCAGUCUGCUGAGCUUCAGGCCCAAAUAGCAAACCUAUUUAAAUCAUUAACAGUACAACUUCAAGAUAUGCUGAAUAAAUGUAAAGGUGAAUUGAUGGAAAUGAAAGACAGCCAAUGCAAGACCCAGCCUUCACUAUUAGAAAAUCUAGUCUACUUUUUAGAGACCAUUUGUAUCGUCCUAUGGGUGUCUAAUUACUGUGGAAGCACGCUCCGGCCGCUUAAGUCCAGCUUACAGAAGAAGAAGAAAAAGAAAAAGGACACUGCCAGUGCUGUAACGCCGGUGGUGCUGUCUGGGUUCCAGGAGUUCUUGGGCAGUCUGCAGGGGGUUCUGGGUCAGGCUCUGGAGCACAUUAAGGGCCAGGAGAGCAGCCUGGUGGCCCUGAAGCUGGAGGCUCUGUCCCUGCAGGGAGUCUCUCAGACUGAGGAGGAGGCGAGCUUCACGAAGACUGCGAUGGAUAAGGUGCAGAGCAGCUACCUGCGGUCACUGCAGGAGGUGGGGGAUCUGCUGAGGAAAAGACUCGACACGCUGAAGUCUCUGAAGAUCUGAACCACCGGCCCUCGGAUCAGCACCCGACAGCACCUCCCCACCCCCACAGACCCGGAUACAGCCUGCUCAGCCCAUUACACCAUCAUACAGCCCUCUCACCAUCAUCUCUCUCACAUCUCUCUCUCUCUCUCUUUCUAUACAUCUCCCUCUCAUCUCUAUAUAUUUAUAUGUCUUACACUGCCUCUCUCUUUCUCUAUCGCUCUUUCUAUACAUUUCUCAUCUCUCUGUCUCUCUCUCUAUUGCUUUUUCUAUACAUCUUUCUAUUUAAAUGUCUUUCUAUCUAACAUUCUCUCUACAUCUCUCAUCUGUCUCUCACUCAUCUCUCUCUAUAUGUCUUUCUAUCUGUCUUACAUUGUCUCUCUACCACUGCCUAUCACUGUCUGUCUCUUAAAAGGGCAUCUCUUCUUUCUCUUUCUCUAAAAAAAGAGAGAGAGAGAUCUGUCUCUUCUCCCUCUGUCUCCACCUCUCUUUUUUUAGAGGAGAUAGAGACUGUCUCUGUCUCUCUCUGUCUCUCGUCUUGUCUGUCUCUUUCCACUCCCUACCUGUCUCUCAAGACUGUUAGCUCCACCCCCUUUCUCUUUGCCAUCCUUUUAUAUGUCUUGCAUUACUGCCCUGCCCCAUUAAUGCUCCGCCCCCCAAAAAUCCAUGCAACACUCAUGCACAAAACUCCACUACAGCUUCAGCCCUUCAGCAGCCUCUCCGGUGCUCUGAGCCGCCGAUCAACUGAAUCCAGAUGUUCCUCUUAUUCCUUGUGAACUUAGGUAGGAAAACAAAUAAGCAAUUUUAGAAGAACUGCUCUAUAAAUUAUUGUACAUAGUGUGAAGAUCCGAGAACAUCCACCUGAACUCCGCCAGACACAAAUAACGUCAGUUGCUUUGUCCUUUUUCUUCCCUGUCCGACGUCUCCGUCGUCUCGCCUCACUUUUACUACCUAGCUGUAGAUGCUCCUCUACCCCUCCCCCCAGCUGCUCCUGACGAAACCAUGCUGCCGCCCCCGCCCCCACACUUCUGGGCGCCGCCCAUUUUCGUGCGACGCUGCUUAUAUCACAGCUUUUCGUUGCUUUUGGUGAGCCUUGUGCACCAAAAAACACAGCAAGGCUUUAAUGUAGCUGUUCUCUCAGUGCAAUUCAGAAGCUCAUGGAGCCACAAAGCGCUUUUUUUCUGUUUUUCUGGGUUUUUCUUUUAAAUGUUUAUUUUUUUUAUUUUUGUUUUAAGAGUCUUUGGGUAAUUAGGUAUAAUGGCAUUGCAAUGCGGUAAAGGAGUCAAACGAUGUGUGGUGUCUCGGUUACUCGUGUUCUGUAAGGCUAGAGAUAUACUUGCUGUUUGAUCAUGCUUUUUUCACGUAGCCUGACCAAACAGGCUGCAUCGUGAACGCAACUUAAGCGUUGCGUAUGUGCUGCGUGUUACUGGAGGCUUCCAGUAGGGGCCGCCACUUUCCACAGCAGCCAUUUUUCUGCACUGCCCCCUGGCGUUAUUGUGUGUACUGCACCUCACCUACGUGAUGUGUUCAUUUCUGAGGAGUUGAAUUUUGGGCAAAAGAAAAAGGUGUAAAUGUCGCCUUUGUGAGUCCGAAUUAUUUUUGUACUUUUCCACGUAAUUGGGUUUAAUGCCAUCGUAUCAUGUUCAUGUUGAUCGAGUCUCAUUAUUCAAUGUCCGUAUUGAGUCUCUUUCUAGUUGCGUGCACUGUUUAGUCAUAGGUUCACUUAGCCUGGCUGAACUGGUUGCAUAAUCGAAGUAACAGUUCACGUACUUGCGUAAGUGCUGCAUGCUGCAUUACUAAAUGCUUCCACUAGAGGCCUCUACUUGCUGUUGAAACAAGAACACAUCGUACAGAUGCAAAUCAGCCAUUUUUUACCAUUUUUAAAGUUGAUUUUUUGAUGCUGCUGAGUUCUGCACUGCCCCCUAGCGUUAUUGUGAGUACUGCACUUUAUGUACGAGUUAACUUUCAUUCAUUUUUGGGGGUGUGCACAACCAACGCACCAAACGAAUGAAGAAUACGCAGGGCAGCCAUAAUUGACGUAGUAAGGAAUAUCUCAAGCAGCGGCCUUUGGCCAAAAGAGUUAAUGUUGCCUUUGUAAGUCUGAAUUUAUUUGUAUUUUUCACGUAAUUAGGUGUAUAAUGCCAUUGUAUCAUGGUGAUCGUUUCUCGAUAAACAACGCCUCGAUUGCGUUUCAAUUGCGUGCACUAUAAGGCUAGAGAUAUACUUCCUGAUUUAGUCAUGCAUUCACGUAGCCUGGCUAAACUGGUUGCAUAAUCAAUGUAACGUAUCGGUUCACGUACUUUUACGCAAACUUCUAGUUUAUAAACAGCAGGUUAAACUCUAGCCUUAAACUGCAUUAAACAGCAGCGAUCAUUGAGCAAAAGAGAAAUGAGUUUAAGAAUGUCUCUUCCGUGAGUCCGAUUUUUUUUGUAAAUUUUUUCUCGUAACGUAUAUGUCGAUAUAAUGACAUCGUACCAUGUAAUGAAUGAGUCUGGAUGUAUGGAGUCUCGAUUGCGUGUGCUGUAAGGCUAGAGAUAUACUUCUAAAUACUGUUAAACUGGUUGCGCUGUUAACCAACCAACGUUCCACUAGAGGCCGCCACUUGCCACAGCUUCAAAAUGUAACAUCACUUUGAUUUUGCUGAGUGCUGCACUGCCCCCUAGCAUUAUUGUGUGUAUUGCACCAUGCGAACGCAUGCAAGUCAUGAUAAAAAGGCGUAGUUAUGAACAGCAAGUAUAUUUUUACCCCUAAACUGCAUUUAAGAGCAGGAAACUUUCAGCGCAAGAGAAACGAAUAAGUGUCGCUUCAGUUCAUCCGAUUCAUUCUUUGUUUUUUUUUUUAUCCGUAGUUUUUUCGUAUUUUUCUCAUCGCUACAUGGAAAGCUUGCUUAGGGCACUAAGAUGUAAUGUACCGAAGGCCAUCUGUACUGCGAGAUGUAGCUUUCCUGCCUAUGGUUUGUUUCGCGCCAACUGAAGGAACCGUCUACGCAAAAAGUAGCACUGACUGCUGCGAGUACAGGGCUAUUUAUUAUUCUCUGUGGUCUGAAGCCCUAUUGGGUCGGGAUUAUUUGUACCUGAGGAGGUGGAGUAAUGUAAUUCUACUACAGGACGCCAAGAAAGUUUACGACGAUUUACGAAGAAUACGAGAUCUCAGUAUAAACAACUGAGAUGGGAGCGGCUACUCGAUUUAUGCACUGCCGUAAGACUGUUAUGAUUUAAGCUUAAAACUCUUUAAACUUAAUUGGAUUUUUAAGUUUGAAAAUUAGCAGCUACAUGUUCAUAACAUGUAUGUAAGCUAUAUAUAUGCUACACAACACAAUUCACAACUUCUAUUUACAUAAAGCUGCAGAAGCCCCGCCCCUUUGAUGAGUGACAGAAGUGACUCAAUUGGACGGAGUAAAACAGUUACGUUACUCCACCUCCCCAUGGGAAACUAAAACAGUCUCAAUAGAGUUAAAGAGACCUUUACGAGUUAUGUAACGCUAAUCACGUGUUGAGUCGGAUGCUCACGAUUAUUAUUAAUAUUAUUAUUAUGUUGCGUAUUAUCCGGUUGGUUGAGAGGAAGGCGAGGCCCCGCUCUGUUCUGCUCUGCUGGGGCCAAAUAAUAAAAAAAAAUCAGCUGUUUAUAAAAGGGGGACAACACUUGUUUUUUUUUUUAAGAACACAACGUUAUGUUUACUGUUUAUACUGUUUUGGAAAAGAACUGUAAAAUUGCACUGAGGUCCCUAAAAUUGUGAUUUUUUUUUUGUUUUUUUUUAUAAUCAUCCUGUACCAAAAAUAAAGGAAAAUUAGCGUAAAGAACUAUAAGCCGCUGCAGUCGAUGUUUUUGGCUUUUUUGGUUUUUUUUUUUUUUUUUCAGAUUAUUUUUUGUCAUUUGUUUUUUUUUAAACGUGUAAUUUUUUUUUUGUGUGUUUAUUAAGGGGAGUGCAACAACAGAUGCAACUGUUUACAAAAUACAUAAUUCUGCAUUAGGGUAAAAGAAGUAGGAAUUUCGUAUAUUUAUCGGUGAUUUAUCGCUCGCUCGGUGGUGAGGGAGGGAGGAUGGGGGGGUGGAGUGGAUAAGUGUGCUGCAGUCUACAGCUUCGCUCUGCUUGGAGUUAUUGUUUGGGUAGAGGGGUCAAAUCUUUUCUUUUUUUAUUCCUUUAUUUUAUGGCUGAUGAUGAGAGGAGAUGAGCGAAUCGUAAACUGUGUGAAUGAACAUUUUGAACGUUUGUUCCGAUGCUCGACCCGCGAGCUCUCCGAACUCUCUCCAGACUCUGGCGAGAACAUUUCUGGACCGAGGAGUUUCGUUUCGAGAUGCGCAAAGUGGUUGACAAUCCGUCUUUUUUUUCUUUUUUUUUUCCUCCAUUUGUUAGGAAAAUUAAAAAUAAAAUAAAAACACUGGAAUGUGAAAGGAUGUUUUUUAAUAAAAAAUGUAAAUGUACCAAAAAA
Astyanax mexicanus (Mexican tetra) is the source of this 7359-nucleotide messenger RNA. It is a transcript of the gene naa25, whose product is annotated as N-alpha-acetyltransferase 25, NatB auxiliary subunit. Gene Ontology annotation, biological process: N-terminal peptidyl-methionine acetylation. Gene Ontology annotation, cellular component: NatB complex; cytoplasm. The coding region runs from base 20 to 2950 and encodes 976 amino acids. NCBI's taxonomy places the organism in Eukaryota, Metazoa, Chordata, Actinopteri, Characiformes, Acestrorhamphidae. The transcript has 24 exons. Gene Ontology annotation, molecular function: protein-N-terminal amino-acid acetyltransferase activity; protein binding. The record is from RefSeq and is a predicted model, not a curated record.